Messenger RNA from Ectocarpus sp. CCAP 1310/34, 1713 nucleotides. NCBI's taxonomy places the organism in Eukaryota, Phaeophyceae, Ectocarpales, Ectocarpaceae. The record is from the annotation of a GenBank genome assembly.
UCAGCACAGAUAGCAAGGGAGAAGAUGUGUAGCAGGGGCCUAAGGACGAGUUUUCUGGGCGUGGUGGUCGGAGUUGCGACGGUGGAGAGCAUGACCGUGACAGCCAGGAGCGGCGGUAGCUUCUUGAGGAUGAUGGUGGCGAGGUCGUCGCCUCCGACGUACGCUGUUGCCACCAAGCGCACCAUGUCCAUGUCGGUUGAUGCCGGCGUAGACGCGGCCCGCUACACCAACUUCAUCAAGGACAAGGCAAAGUUCCCGAACCCCCCGAGGCGUUUGCCGACCCUCCUGCGGUUCCUGCAGCACAAGGGGCUCACCCCAGUAGACCCAGCGGACCGCGCGGGGCUGAACCCUUUCCUGGUCCCCCUCGUCAAGGACGAUGGCGGGGUUGUGACGGGACUGCUGCGAUGGCCUACAUCGCCGGAGACGCUAGAGAUGCCGGUUGUGAGAAACGGGGAGACGGGGCUGGAGCUGUUGGCGGACAACGCCGAGCACUUCAUUAGGAGAGUGGUAGCCCAGGAGGACUUCGCGGGGUCGGCCGACAGCGAGGAGCUCAUCCGGUUGGGCAACGAGGGGCUGCCAGAAGCGGAUCCCCUGUACGAGAAGGGUGCGGUGGAAAAGCUUGGCGUAGGAGUGGAGAAGUACCUCGCUCUCCGAGUCGGGGCCUUCGCCGACGUGUACGAGUGGCUCACGGCGUCGCACCUGGAGAAGGGAGACUCCACAGCGGCCUUGGCUUCCGCGGAGAAGGCCAACGAAAUCUUCGUGGGCUGGGGGCGGCCGUACGGCCACUACGCCAGGGUACUUGCCAAGAUGGACAGAAGAGAAAUGGAGGCUAAGGACGCGGCGAAGGUGUCUCUGCGGUGCCCCUGCUGGACCAUUUCCCCCAGCAGCAAGGACUUGGAGGAGGUGGUCAAGAUCGCGGGGUAUGAGGACAUGGCGAGCGUCCGGACGAUGUACGAGGGGAUGGCGGCGGACGAGCAGCCAGACAAGAUCAACGAAGGGAAAUCCCCGAUGCAGGUGGCGCUUGACAGAGCCGCUCAUCUGAUGGACGCGGUGGCCUUCGGACACAAGGACUGGGACGGGGUCCGCGAGGAGCUCGCCGAGAGGUACGAUCAAGGAGGUAUCCCCGACAUCGCGCGGUUUGUCAGAAUGGAAUGAAUGACACAGAACCGGAAUUUGGGUCAGAAUCGAGGGUGAAACUCUGCUGUGUCUUGCCGAGGAAUGGUUGAAAGAGAGGGCGGGGUAAACGUUGGUGUCUGUUACCAGUGAAUGCGUGCAGACCUCUUUUUUGUUCUGUUUUUUUAUGGCACUCUACGAUUUUGUGGCCUCCUUGGCGCUCAUUAGGUGGUAAGCAGCUGAAUAUUGACAACUCUCCGGAUGACUAUUGACUCAGCGGACGCCUACAGGGACGGCAUCUACUUCGUUCAACGACUAUCGGGCAAUGGCAGUGAGGGAUGAGGCGUCUCCACUAUCGGAAAACCGCCUGAAUCCCCCCCUCCCUCAUUGAGGAUACUUGAGAGAGUUAAGCUCCUGGUGGAACUAAUGAUAUUAGUGAUAGACUUGAAUGCUGAGACGGACAAUGUUUUGUUCGAUGAUGCUGCAGACCCGCGGGUGUGUCAAGUGAUCAGCGCAGCAGUAUAGCCAGCGUGGUUGGGGGCGACGAUGAGCGAAGUGGGUUUUGUUCUGGUUUGGUUCUUUCGCCCGAGGACAACUGAU